Messenger RNA from Panicum hallii, 1876 nucleotides. RefSeq names its product UPF0481 protein At3g47200-like. The record is from RefSeq and is a predicted model, not a curated record. NCBI's taxonomy places the organism in Eukaryota, Viridiplantae, Streptophyta, Magnoliopsida, Poales, Poaceae. Bases 130 to 1638 code for a protein of 502 amino acids. The transcript is spliced from 2 exons.
UUGAGAGCAGGCUAUUAAUUCAUGAGAGCUUCAGAUACCUGCCCGAGCUGAGCACAAAUGUAUUCGUUCGGAGACUAGAACACACAAGUCUUACUAGUAGAAAACGAAUCAAAUAGAGAAGGAUAUCUGAUGGAGGAGGGUUCCGCCGGCGAGGCAGCCGAGGAGAAUGGUAUCGGUAGCAGCUCGGUGGUGGAGACCGAGACACAGGAGAUCAAGACGCUCCAACACAACGUGCGAGCAAAGGAGAAGUUGUCGUCGAUGGACGACGACGAGGGGUCCGGCGGCGGCACCACUAGACCGCCAGAGGAGAUGAAGGGUAGCUGUGGCAGCUGGAUAGUGGAGAUGGAGAAGCUGCUCGAGGACACCAGGCCAUCAGUGGAGAUGGCGCGGUGGAAGCAGCACUCCAUCUACCGGGUGCCGGAGUUUAUGAAGAAGAUGACCAACAGAGAUGCCUACCAGCCGCAGUUCGUAUCGCUAGGCCCCUUGCACCACGGCGAGCCCCAUCUCAUGCCCAUGGAGGAGCACAAGAGGCGGGCGGUGCUGCACAGGGUUAAGCGGGCCAGGAAGCCUCUUACGAAGUUCGUCGAAGCAAUCGAGGAAGUGGCGGAUGAGCUCGAGGCCGCCUACGACGGCCUUGAUGAUAGAUGGCGGGGAGCAAGCAGAGGUAGCUUCGUGGAGAUGAUGGUCACGGAUGGAUGCUUCCUGUUGGAGCUGAUGAGCAUAAAGCUAAGUCGACUGACCAAGGACGACGGGGGAGGGGAAGUAGAUACUGGUUACGCGGCCAACGACCCCGUCUUCAGUGGGAGCAGCUUUCAUAAUUUGUGGCCAAUAAUGAGGAACGACAUGAUCGCGAUGGAAAACCAAAUACCUCUAAUCGUUCUUCAGAGGAUCGUAUUUCCUCGUGGGAGUGGCACACCCCCGAGCGCUAAAUGGAUCAACAAUAUGGUGCGACAACUUCUGUGUGGCUCAAGCUUUAAGGAAGGCAUGGACAACCUAGGCCUUCAUUUCCUGGACAUUCUUCACAAAGGCUAUUGUGGCACAAGACCAUGUUGGGAAAGGUCGAAUUCGAAGAAUUAUGAGGUUCGCACGCCCUGUGCAGUUGAGCUGAGUGAGGCAGGGAUCCAGUUCAAAAAAAGCAACACUAAAACUGAAAGCAUCCACGAUGUUGACUUCGUAAACGGGAAGCUGAGAAUGCCGCUGUUAAGGUUAGAUGAUCAAACGGAGGCGGAGCACCUCAACCUGAUGGCAUUUGAGUGGCUACACCCCAACACGACAAACGACGUGAGGUGCUACAUAAGCUUUGUGGACAACAUCAUUGAGUCGGAAAGAGACGUGGCACUUCUGAGAUCCCAAGGGCUCAUUGAGAACGGGAUGUGCAGCGACAAGAAGGUGGUGGAGUUGUUCAACAUUACCACAAAGUUAGGAGAGGCGAACAUAUGCAACAGGCUGGGCCACGUGCAGUGGAAGAUGAACGCCCACUGCAAGAAGCGCCGGAACAAGUGGCGCGCCAUGUUCAUGAACAACUACCUGAGCAACCCCUGGGUGUUCAUCUCCCUGGUUGCCGCCUUCAUCUUGCUCAUCGCCACCAUCAUGCAGACCAUCUACACCGUCGUGCCAUUCUACACCAACAAGGGCUAGCAUGAAUUAUUAUUGUGUAGAAUAAUGUGACUUUCUAUGGUAGUUGUAUGUGCCUUUCUAUACAUGGGUAUACGUGUGUACGAUUAUUAUUUCUCUCCAUUAGUUGUACCAUUUAUUUGGAGAGAGAUUGUAUGUUACUGUGAGUUUUGGCUCUACAUCUGUGCUUCGAAUUCUCUCUGUGCAUUUCUGAGAGAUUACACUAUGUUUUAAUUUGACUGAGGGAAGAACAUUAUAUUCA